Messenger RNA from Phacochoerus africanus (Common warthog), 3506 nucleotides. RefSeq names its product staufen double-stranded RNA binding protein 2 (gene STAU2). The coding region runs from base 616 to 2514 and encodes 632 amino acids. The record is from RefSeq and is a predicted model, not a curated record. The transcript has 16 exons. Lineage: Eukaryota; Metazoa; Chordata; Mammalia; Artiodactyla; Suidae.
GCCGUGGCUCCUACGAACUACUCCGGUGAGGGCUCUGCUUAAAGGGGUAGUUGGCAGUUUGUGACCUUGCGGAGGUGAAGGGAGUCGGGCGAAGAGGCAGAUCAGUUACAGACUACGCGGUGUAAGGACAGAGCCUCCAGUCCCUCCGGGGAGAGCCGCGUGGAUUGUGUCGUGGGGGCUGUUCUGCAGAGGCAAUUGAGACGCGACGCUGAUAUUCUUCGGGAGGGGGGCUGGGAUAAUGGCCUCGGGGUUCUGGAAGUCCCUGGAAAUAUGUGCAGAAUUUUGCAUUUGUGGAUAAUUUUCUUUGGAAAGGGGCCAUACUUGGCGUGACACCCGCCCCCCCCCUUCCCUUUCCCUUUUAAGGUUUAGAACUACUUGAGUUGAGAAGGACCGUUCAAUUACAGGAAGGUACUAUAGGAUUUUCAAGUGGGUGGUUCCUGCAGAAAGCUCUUUUAAAGUUUUUGGAGCCCUGAGGGAUACAGCAGUUUGGACAAUAUUGUUUUAACAUGCUUCAGAUAAAUCAGGAUGAGUCCCUUCCAAUAGCAGGGAAUAGGGAAAGGUGAGCCAGCAAAAGAGACAUAGAAACUGUGUCCAAGUCAUUUUCUGGGACCAGGGAUGGAAACGGAUUCUUCUAUGGAGAGACUUGCCUUGGCAGCCUUUUUAUUUACAGCUUCUCUCCAAGAUAAAAUGGCAACCCCCAAAGAGAAAACUCCAAUGUGUCUGGUAAAUGAGUUAGCCCGUUUCAAUAGAGUCCAACCCCAGUAUAAACUUCUGAAAGAAAGAGGGCCUGCUCAUUCGAAGAUGUUCUCAGUGCAACUGAGUCUUGGGGAGCAGACAUGGGAAUCCGAAGGGAGCAGUAUAAAGAAGGCCCAGCAAGCUGUCGCUAAUAAGGCUUUAGCUGAAUCUACGCUUCCCAAACCAGUUCAGAAGCCACCCAAAAGUAAUGUUAAUAAUAACCCAGGUAGUAUAACUCCAACUGUGGAACUGAAUGGGCUUGCUAUGAAAAGGGGAGAGCCUGCCAUCUACAGGCCAUUAGAUCCAAAGCCUUUCCCAAAUUAUAGAGCUAAUUACAACUUUCGGGGCAUGUACAAUCAGAGGUAUCAUUGCCCAAUACCCAAGAUCUUCUAUGUUCAGCUGACAGUAGGAAAUAAUGAAUUUUUUGGGGAAGGAAAGACUCGACAAGCCGCUAGACACAAUGCCGCAAUGAAAGCCCUUCAAGCACUGCAGAAUGAACCUAUUCCAGAAAAAUCGGCUCAGAAUGGCGAAUCAGGAAAAGAAAUGGAUGAUGACAAAGAUGCAAACAAAUCUGAGAUCAGCCUAGUGUUUGAAAUUGCUCUGAAGCGAAAUAUGCCCGUCAGUUUUGAGGUUAUCAAAGAAAGUGGACCACCACAUAUGAAAAGCUUUGUCACUCGGGUGUCAGUGGGUGAAUUCUCCGCAGAAGGAGAGGGAAACAGCAAAAAACUCUCCAAGAAGCGCGCUGCAACCACUGUCCUACAGGAGCUUAAGAAACUUCCACCUCUUCCUGUGGUUGAAAAGCCAAAACUAUUUUUUAAAAAACGCCCUAAAACAAUAGUAAAGGCUGGACCAGAAUAUGGUCAAGGAAUGAACCCCAUUAGCCGCCUGGCUCAAAUUCAACAGGCCAAAAAGGAAAAGGAGCCAGAUUAUGUUUUGCUUUCGGAAAGAGGAAUGCCUCGACGUCGGGAAUUUGUGAUGCAGGUCAAGGUAGGCAAUGAAGUUGCUACUGGAACAGGACCUAAUAAAAAGAUAGCCAAAAAGAAUGCUGCGGAAGCAAUGCUGUUACAACUUGGUUAUAAAGCAUCCACUAAUCUUCAGGAUCAGCUUGACAAGACAGGGGAAAACAAAGGAUGGAGUGGUCCGAAGGCUGGGUUUCCUGAACCAACAAAUAACACUCCAAAAGGAAUUCUUCAUUUGUCUCCUGAUGUUUAUCAAGAGAUGGAAGCCAGCCGCCACAAAGUAAUCUCUGGCACUACUCUAGGCUAUUUGUCACCCAAAGAUAUGAACCAGCCCUCAAGCUCUUUCUUCAGUGUAUCUCCCACAUCGAAUAGUUCAGCUACCAUUGCCAGGGAACUCCUUAUGAAUGGAACGUCUCCUACAGCUGAAGCCAUAGGUUUAAAAGGAAGUUCUCCUACUCCCCCUUGUUCUCCAGUACAGCCUUCAAAACAACUGGAAUAUUUAGCAAGGAUUCAAGGCUUUCAGGUUCACUACUGUGAUAGACAAAGUGACAAAGAGUAUGUGACCUGUCUGACAUUAGCCCCUGUGCAGAUGACUUUCCAUGCUAUUGGAAGCUCCAUUGAAGCCAGCCAUGACCAGGCAGCUUUAAGUGCCUUGAAACAAUUUUCUGAACAAGGAUUGGAUCCGAUGGAAGGGGCAAUGAAUAUUGAAAAAGGUUCUCUUGAAAAACAAGCCCAGCAUCUGGGGGAGAAAGCGGACAAUAACCAGACACACCCGGGCUCCAUCGCUCAGGAUUGCAAGAAAUCAAGGUCGGUCAUCUAGCAGCUCCCAGAACCACGGCUGCCACCGCAUCCUUAUAAACCUGUCAGCACGCAUGAGGGUGUCUGUGUUCGAGGAAAUGAAUGACUAAUACCAUUAUUUGAGUCUGAUGUGAAGACAACACUCUUCUAACACAAGAGAUAAUAUACAUAGGACUGUUUAUUCAAUUGGGGGGGGGGGGCAGGGAAUCCAACUUUGAGCCUUUCCCCAGGAACUUGAGCUCCCAUCCUAGCUCGCUUGCCCAGAGGCAGCAGAAACCUGAUCCUGCUACUGAAGCUUAACAUAACAAUUAAUGAAAAGUGUUAGAAACCGAGGUACAGCUUGGAAACGGGGUUUGGUUCUGUUCCGAUUGUUUUGUGGUGGCGCUUGUUCCGUGAUAGUCUUUCUCUCUCUCUCUCUCAUUUUCAACCAUGCCUGACGAUUCAAAGAUUAACCAAUGACGUGCUGUGGAAUGUGAUGGUCCUUGUCCUCCUCUAGAGUCACAGGUCUCUCUUUUUAAGCAGAUAUUUGUAACCUUCAUCCUCCAUCCGUAUUAAUGACUUCAAGGCCCAAUCCCUCAAAGAUGUCUGUAAACAAACGUGGUUGAAAUCAGGCCAGACAGGGGGUGACAGAAACGAAACAAGGUUAGGAACGGCUAGUUUCUGCAGACGCCGGGGAUUCCAAAAUGAAACCCACACGUGGGUUUUGAACUCCACCCUCCCGAGGAGCCACGAAGGGGGCGACUUGCCUCUUGACAGCCAUUUCUGUGGAUUCCACGCUCUCCUGUGGUGGAAAUUGCGCCCACCCCAUCCGUGUGUCGUAGCCACUCACUGUCCACAUCCAGAGUGUCUUUGAUCACAGCCUCUGCCCUCGGGGCAGUGAGUGGGAUCAAAAUAAUGUCCAUGGCAGGAAAGGCCAAGCCUGUCGGAGGAGCCGCAGCGGUCUCACCAGCUUGCAGCCAGCCACACUCUGGACCAGCAUGUGGGAAACCUGUGUGUAGCCAAUGCAGUAAAAAA